This is a messenger RNA of Seminavis robusta, 420 nucleotides long. NCBI's taxonomy places the organism in Eukaryota, Bacillariophyta, Bacillariophyceae, Naviculales, Naviculaceae. The record is from the annotation of a GenBank genome assembly.
AUGGGCGGCAUCCUUGCCAGCUGUCCCCUGUGCAAGCAGCGCGAUUCCUUUAACAUGUGGCGACUUACUCCCAAUAUCUCCCUCUGCCAGCUCUACGCAGCAAUCGAAUCAUUUUUGUCCAAAGGACUGCAGUGCACAACCGACUUGAAUUCCAAACAACCAAGCAACGAACGACGCAAGAUCAAGACCACCAAAAGCCCAUCCGAUGCGAAUCAAUUCUUGAAAAAGGCAGAGCAAGAACUUCAACCAAUCGAAUACAAGACCCUUGUCGCACUUCUUGUUGGCUUCAAACGUAAGGAGGCCCCGCGAUCCUAUUUGAUGGAAAAAGUCCCAAAGCUUCUCCACCAACACCCGGAUCUUCUGCUAGCGUUCAAUGAGUUCCUUCCCGCCGAGGAUCCGAGCUGGUUUGGAGCGCGGUAA